Anoplophora glabripennis (Asian longhorned beetle) is the source of this 2490-nucleotide messenger RNA. Its product is annotated as zinc finger and BTB domain-containing protein 49. The transcript is spliced from 6 exons. The record is from RefSeq and is a predicted model, not a curated record. NCBI's taxonomy places the organism in Eukaryota, Metazoa, Arthropoda, Insecta, Coleoptera, Cerambycidae. Bases 410 to 2332 code for a protein of 640 amino acids. Gene Ontology annotation, cellular component: nucleus. Gene Ontology annotation, biological process: regulation of transcription by RNA polymerase II. Gene Ontology annotation, molecular function: protein binding.
ACAAGCUGGGUCAGGUAUAGCCACCCACAACAACACAUCCUACCGUCGCUUGCCUUGUGCACCUAGUGAUCAUCUUCUUGUGUUUAAAUUGUAAUUCACCACGUGCAUACCAGUGUUGUGACCGCCAUAUUGGCCGAUCUAAAUUGGGGAGUUCCGGGUCCGCGCGCGAGACAACAACGUUUUGAUUACCGUUAGUUGGUGGUUUCUUGUCUCGCCGCGAAAUUGCCCAUGCUGCAUGAACAGUGGGGUUUCAAAAUUGUUGACGACGCUGCGGCCACCGUGCAUGCACCACAUAUCAGUGCCGACACUGCGUCACAGUGUGUGUGAACAGUUUCCAAUUCACAAUUUGAAGUGCGUUUAAAACGCAUUGCAUAAUCAAUGACAGAAAGAGUGGUCAGCGUCCAGAGAGAUGGGAAGUGAGCAUUACUGUUUGAGGUGGAAUAAUCAUCAAAGCAAUCUUCUUGGAGUGUUUAGUCAGUUACUUCGCGACGAAAGUCUAGUGGACGUAACUCUGGCCUGCUCGGAGGGCCAUUCCAUUCGCGCCCAUAAAGUAGUACUAUCCGCCUGUUCUUCUUACUUUCAAACACUUUUUGUUGACCACCCUAGCAGACAUCCGAUAGUUAUCCUAAAAGACGUCCGUUUUUCCGAGCUACGAACUCUUAUAGAGUUUAUGUAUAAGGGUGAAGUUAACGUUGAAUACUGUCAACUUUCUGCUUUGCUUAAAACUGCAGAAAGCCUUAAGGUAAAAGGUCUUGCCGAAAUGACUCGCGACUACAAGUCAGAACCAGAACAAACCGAACCUAAAGAACUUGUAAGUCGAAGAACGGGAACCCAACUUCCCAGGCCUCUUUCACCUACUGAAAGUGAUCAAACACAAAAUUCACCUACCUCCGUUCAAAACUUGAGAGUUUGUAAAUCACCUACGGAAAGGGACAGAGAACGAGAUAGAGAGAGAGAUAGAGACAGAGAAGGAAAAAGACCUUCGUCGGUGGAGAACAUAACUCCACCGAUUUCAAGUGAUUGUGGAGUCAGUGAUAUUGUGCACACUAGUAAUAAUAUGACAACUACAUGUUCUUUAGUUAAUCCUCCUGUUAUUUGUAGUAGAUUGCCAUCGCCACUUAAUUGUGAUGCUCUGCCAGGUCCUUCGAAUAUGCCUCCAGUUCAACAAGUGCCUCUGAGUCUUAAGAAAGAAGUUGAUUGGCCUGGAGCAGAAGAUAAGAAUACAGGAGAAGGUUCAUCAUCUGAAUAUUCGAGGCAUCCUCAUGACUCCGGAAUGUUAGAAAUCGAUAGAUGUAUUAGCUCCCCGGUACUUGAUAGGCCAUCCAGUACUCAGAGUAGUAGAUCGUCAACCCCUUUUGCUCUUCCUUUUCCAACAUUGCCCACAUCGCUGUUAGAGGUUGGUCUUAUGCAUCCAGCUCUUUUGGGGGAGGAAAUGUUCCGAUGUUCAUCUUGUAUGGCAGCAUUUCCUAGUUUAUGGCUCUUGGAACAACAUACAACUCUUCAACAUAUAGGAUCUAUAAGUUCAAUAGACAAGCCCUUCGUAUGUGAACAAUGUGGUCAAAGUUACAGAUAUAGAUCAGCGUAUGUCAAACAUAGAGAACAAAACCAUCGAGCCCGUUUACCUGCAGAUAAACUAUUUUCAUGCGACGUAUGUGGAAUGCAAUUUAGAUAUCUCAAAUCUUUUAAGAAGCAUAGACUUAAUCAUGCACUUGAAAAACUUCAUGGGAAAACAAACGAUAUGCUUAAGGAAGUUAGGACAGAAUCUAGCAGUGAAAACAUCAAAACAAAUCAUGAAAAUAGUAACGAUCAAGUAUCUAGUUCUAACGAGACUAUUACUGUUGAAGAAGAAAAUGAUGUGGUUGUUAAAAAAGAGGACCUGACUGAUGACAUUACAGCAGAAGGGACAUCAUCAGAUGCUGAGAAAACUGAGGCAGAACAGGAUGACACAAUUGACUCUAUGGCGUUUUCGUAUCAAGGAGCUACCACGAGCAAUGCUGAUUUGUUACGUAAUGCUCAGGAAAGCUCAAUAAUAAAUUUUUUAAGGGCUGAUUCUGUGGAAAGACAGAGGGAAAGAAGAUUUGCUUGUCCAUUUUGCGGGAAGUGUGUCAGAUCAAAAGAAAAUUUGAAAUUGCAUGUAAGAAAACAUACUGGGGAAAGACCGUUUGUAUGUCUGUUUUGUGGUCGAGCAUUUGGUGGUAAGAGUGACUUAACGCGCCACUUACGUAUUCAUACUGGCGAACGGCCUUAUCACUGUGAUAUGUGUGGAAAAUGCUUUGCUAGAGCCGAUUAUCUCUCAAAGCAUCUAACUACACACAUAAAUACUCCUCGCUAAUAGGCUCCAAUUCUGUAACAUCAAUUUUGCAGGUUACUUUAUAUAUUUCUUUUUUUUUCAGCUGAUAUAAUAAAAUAUAUGCCAACACCUAUUCAGUUGAAAUACAUAUAUUCAAUAAUAUAUAUGUCAACACAUAUUCAGUUUUCUAUUAAUAGAAA